AUGGUAUAUGAUGAUUUAGAAUCCUCCUAUGUGUUUUCUAGAUCUUGUGACACUGUUAUAAGUACCGAACUGUUUCAAACUGAUAUUGACACAACAAAUAAUAUUGAACCUUUAUACUUCCAAAAGAUACAAAGUCCUAGACCAGUUUCUUCUAAUCUCCAAAGAAAUCUCAGUGUUUUAAUAGAAGAAAAUUAUCAAGCUAGUAUUGUCUCAUACUAUGAUACUAGAACGGAUUAUUGUUGCUCUGUUACUACGCCAAGUCCUACUGAUUGUCUUUUCAGCUAUUCGGACAUAUUUUGGAGUCCACUGGUUCCGCCAUGGUGUAUGAUGACUACCUCCACCUUGACUUCUGACACAGAAGAAAGUUUUAAUUAUAAUUGGUUUUUGCAAGCUCCAAGAUUUAAUUCCGAAAAGUGUGAAUUAGAUUCAGCUUUAAUGAGACAAGAAUCAAUUAUAGAAUUAAAUCACUUUGAUAGCUAUCUUCGAUUGAAAUCGGAUGAUGGUUCUAGCUUGUCAAGUAAUACCUCCAUUGAUUCUUUUGACCUUGGCCGUGAAAUCAAUGACAAAACCAGAGAGCUCGAGAAAUUAUUGGAUAGCGAGCCUAAUUCACCUUCAAGAUGUGCAUCGGUUGAUUACCUAUUGACUAGUCCCCUGUCAUUUACUGCAAUAGCACAACAUUUUCAAUUACACAGAUAUCCUUCUUCCAUGAGUUCUACUAUUUCUGAUGAUAUAUUCUUGUCCAAAGAAAAAUCCUUCUCGGCCAUUCCAUUCAAUGAAUCAAUGCAUCUGGAAAUAAGGAAAAAUAGAUUUGAAAGAGACCAAGAUUCUUUGAUAUGGCUAUUAUGAGGAUAUCAUACUGUUCUUUUGCACAAUUAUUUAUUGAUAUUGGAGUAUAUAGAUAUAUAUUAAUUUAUAACAAAUAUAUUCAAAUCCUUUGCCGAUUCCAUACCCUCAGACAGACUGUUUAUGUUCAAAAUUUUUCUUUUUGAUUCCAAAAAUUAGAACUUUAAACCCUGUUUGCGCCUCAAAGGGGGUAAAAAAUAUGGGUGCAAAUAAUGUCAUGUGCCCUGAAUUUUUCCUAAAUAGAACAGUCCUGCAAAUAAUAAGCAAUUUCCGAGUCUGAAUUGUGGAGAAUUAUUUUAUCAACUUCUGAUUUAUUAGUAUAUCAUUUCACAACUUUUGCUGAAAAUUACAAGUAAUGAAAAUGUAAUUAUAAUC
This is a messenger RNA of Spathaspora passalidarum NRRL Y-27907, 1218 nucleotides long. RefSeq lists its product as uncharacterized. The record is from RefSeq and is a predicted model, not a curated record. Bases 1 to 846 code for a protein of 281 amino acids. The transcript has a single exon. Lineage: Eukaryota; Fungi; Ascomycota; Pichiomycetes; Serinales; Debaryomycetaceae.